Messenger RNA from Anguilla rostrata (American eel), 4748 nucleotides. RefSeq lists its product as uncharacterized. Gene Ontology annotation, biological process: neuron projection development. Bases 729 to 3458 code for a protein of 909 amino acids. Gene Ontology annotation, cellular component: plasma membrane. Lineage: Eukaryota; Metazoa; Chordata; Actinopteri; Anguilliformes; Anguillidae. The record is from RefSeq and is a predicted model, not a curated record. The transcript has 2 exons.
UCACCCACGGCAUUCUUUUCCAGCCUUUCUUCCGGUUUUCGGCACGCAUCACCAAUGGCCGAAAUGUGUGUCAAUAAUUUAUUAUCACUUUUGAACAUUUAAUUGUUUUGUGGCAGAAAUGCAGCGGCUUCACGACAGCACCAUCACGCGUGCACCGUUUACCGUAGCUUAAACUGUAGUGUAGGCUACUGGAGAGGGCUGUUGUUCUUCAAUCACCGUACAUUGCCAGAAUGGCAGCCAGUUUCCAGGGAGACGGAAAAACCAGAGGCUUUCAGUGCUCUCACCCGCAGCAAUAUCCAAGGAUUUUCAGAAAGAUCCUUGUGGUGCUAACUCUACCUCACAGCACAGCCGUUCUAUACGCAGAAGCACGGCUACACGCUCGCCGCGAUCAGCGAUAAACUACCCCAGGAACACAGGGCAGGAGCAGUCUGGUUUUACCCCACAAAUGGUCUGACUUCCCCCUCAGCUACGAGCUUCUGUGGCGUCUCAUGUGAUGUCACUUUGGAUGAAGCAACAUGGUUGGAGGCUGAGAUUUUGUACUGUCUUUGCUGAGCAGUAAUACCAGAUGAGUGCCUGUGUUUCCCUCUCAAUAUGUCCUGCAGGUAACUGUACAUCUAGAAACAUACCCCUUCUCCCCCCCCCCCACCUCCUCCAAAAGGCUGUGGUGUGAAAUUCAGGAACCUCAAAUCUCUUAAGGGCAGGAAUCUUGUGGGGGUUUGGGUGGGGUGAUGAUGGAAGGUCCCACUAUGACCGAAAGUGGACCGAGCCUCGACCGCCACUGCAGCCAAGUACUGGAGGGUGCAGGGAUGUGUGAGGUGAACUCCAGCGGCGACCUGUCUCAGUCUGCCGCAGGUGAGGGGGGUGAAACCAGGCCCUCAGAGUCCCGGUUAGUGGAGGACGCGUUCAAGGGGCACAGCGAUGGGGGUACCCAGCCCUCCAAGCAUGUAGAACAACCCAGGAUGAAUGCGAAUGAAGAAACAGCCUUAGAACAUUUCUCCAUAGAGGAUGGCGCACCGCAGGCCAAUCCUGCUUUACCAGUGACCAGCGGCAUACCCAGCGAGCUCCGAAAGGUGUCCACGGGCAAAGGUAGGGGAGAGGAACCUGAACACAGCACAACACAGCAGAAAUCUGGGGAGGGCAUGACCGUGACCAACCAGGAGCCAACCAUACUGGUGACCAACCACGACUCCCCCAGUCAAGAGGGGGACGAGAGAGAGACGUCAUCGGAGAGCCACUCCUCUGAGCCCGAGGGGAGAAAGGAGGGCGGCACGGGGCCUGCCAAACCCGACUGUGAGGCGGAAUGUUCUGGAGACGCGUUACCACCACUCAACACAAGUGUGGGAGAAACAGUGGCUAAGGAGGUGAAGAAAGGGGAAGAGGAUGUGCUGGCAGGCAUUCUAGAGGGUUCAGAACAGAAUCAUGCCAACACGCCUGGGGAAAAGGUAACGGGAGCCUGUGGCUUGAACAUACAGCCCUACAAUGCACCUGCAGAGGAGGCAGGGGUGGGGACGGCGGGUUUGCUCUCACCCCUGCUCUCUCCCGCCCCUCCCCCACCCCCCCACCACCAACACAUCCAGACGCAGGUGAGCCUGGAGACCCCAUCCUGCCACUCAGUUGCCACCAGCCCCAUGACCCCGCCCCAGGGCUCUGGGGACUACUUCUUCCCCUACUCCUUCAGGAAGGCAGGGCUCGACAGCGGCGAGCUGCCCCAGCCUCUCUACCGAUCCGUCGCCACGGCGCCCAUGAGCCCCCUCACUCCCACCAUCACAGUCCCAGAAUCCCCCUGUCCUGAGAUCACAGUCACAAGGGCAGGAAAUGGGAGCAGCCAGCAGGGGCCACCACAAAUUGCACAUGGGGGUAUUCAGAAGGGUGUGGCCCCACAGGUGGGUGGGAACACUGACAUGCUCAUUGGGGGGCCAAGACCAGCAGAGUCAAACAUCAAGAGCACUGAGAGCAUAGCCCCUGAAGGGCCCUCAGCCACGACCUCAAGUGCAUCUGGCCCCACCCCAGGUCAGGAGACCACAGAAAGAACGCGGGACCAGUGCGUCAAGCCUGGUGCUGAUGCGGGCGCCGGGCAACCAGGCCCUUCACUGGCAAAUCACGGGACUGUCUGCUCUGUCACACCACAGGGAGACACCAGAGAAAGAGGAUCAGCACCACAAUUAAUCGAGCUUGAUACGAAGGCCUCUAAAGUACAGAGUGUUGACCUCGGUCCCCAGAAGAGUGGGGGGCAUGCUACAAAUAGGGCUGAGGGUGUGCCAAACAAGUAUAGUGGCAGGGGACACUGUGACCUAGGGGAAGCCAGGCAACUCACUGUGGAAGACUUCACCUUUGAUGAUGGGCAGUCCCAUAAUGCACCUGCAGAGGGAGUAUCAGAGAAAACAGCUGGCCUGCCAUCGCCCCUGCUCUCCCCCGCUCCUCCCCCACCACCUCACCACCAUCACAUCCAGACGCAAGUAAGCCUGGAGACCCCAUCCUGCCACUCAGUCGCCACCAGCCCCAUGACUCCGCCCCAGGGCUCUGGAGACUACUUCUUCCCGUACUCCUUCAAGAAGGCGGGGCUCGACAGCGGCGAGCUGCCCCAGCCUGUCUACCGAUCCGUCGCCACGGCGCCCAUGAGCCCCCUCACCCCCACCGUCACAGUUCCACAGUCCCCCUGUCCUGAGAUCACGGUCAUGGAUGUCAAAGGGGAUGUGGAUGGGGUCACAGAGCUGGGGAAGGUGAAAGCAGGAGAUGGGCAGCAGGAGGUGGUGCAGGCGGUGCGCUGGGAUGAGAAGGGCAUGACCUGGGAGGUGUAUGGGGCUGCAGUGGAGGUGGAGGUGCUGGGCACAGCCAUCCAGAAACAUCUGGAUAAGCAGGGGGAGGAGCCAGGAAAACAGCCUCCGCCCCUUUCCCCUCCCGUUUCUCCUCCCCUUUCCCCACCUCCGGCUCCGCCCGUAGAUCCACCGUCCUCCCCUUCACCUCCCACAUCCUCCCCUCCUCCUCCACCUGACUCACCUCCUGCCUCUUCCCCUCCUCCUCCUGCUCCUCACUCACCUCCUGCCUCCUCCUCCCCUCCUGCUCCUCCUCGCUCACCUCCUGAGCCUGUCUCUGUGCCCAGCAGCAACGGCGGCAAAGUGGAAGGAGAGGGUGUGGCCAGUAAGCCGGACGUGGGCGAUGAGGUGGGAGUGACCAGUGAGCCGGGCACGGACGGUGAGCCGGGUGUGGCCAGUGAGGUGGGCAUGUCUGAGAAAGUGGGCGUGGAGGGAGAGGUGGGCGUGACGGGAGAGGUAGGCGUGGUGGAGGAGGUGGAUGCGGCUGAAGACGUUGCCGUGGUCGCUGAGGCUGGCAUCGGCGAGGAGGACGUGGGCGGGCAGGAGCCGGAGGAGAAGAAGAGGCGUCGGCGCAACCCGUUCCGUGCCAUGUUUAGGAACAUACGCCGCCCACGCUGCUGCUCCAGGACUCACGCCAUUGACUGACAAUAUCGCCGUCCAGCAACAAUGGGCCUUUGCUAAUGCCCAAGGAUCGUUCAGAGCAAUCAGUGCAUCCAAGCUCACACACGGCUGUGUGUACAGUGCAUAAUGGUGCAGCUGUGUGGAGCAUUUAGAUGUCUUUGUGUAGACUGUAAUUCUGCAAAAGUCCUCAUGUUAGAACAGUAUAUUUUUCUAGCACUGUAUUUAAAAAGGUAUGUGGACUGCACUAGCCAGGGGUGCAAUAUCCUGUUGCUAUGAUUGAUCACUUCUUUUUUGUGAUUCGGAUGAGAAAAUUUAAUCUGAAUAGAUUUGAUUUGUUCAAGGAUUUAUGGGAAGGGGAAUUUGGGUGGGGGGGGGGGGGUGUUGGCAGUGUUGUCUUUUGAUCGUCUUUCUGGAUAUUCUGGGCAUUGCUUAUUUUCUGAAUUCUAUAGUUUUAGUAUAGUUUUUGCUUGAGUCUAAGAAACAUUUGUUCAUGUUGUUUUUAUUAUCAGAGUUAUUCUAGACUGCCAUGAAACAGAAUUAGUCAGAAAUGCCAGUUUAUGUAUUUUCUCUGUAUUAUUAUUAUUAUUAUUAUUAUUUUGUAUCUCCACAAAGCAUGUGAUAAAGAUCUUCAUAGAAAAGAUCCGGCUUCUUGGUUAUGAAAACAGCAGUACAUUCUUUGCAGUUUUGUCCACUUUGUCAUUGUUGUUGCAUCUGGAUUUUAUUAGUGGCAUUUGGAUAUUGUUUUAAAAUGUGAAGUUUGACCUGUUAUUCUGUGCACAAUAAUAAAUCAUCACUAAAUCUAAUCUAUGUAAAAAGUGUAUGACCCCCUGCUUCCCAAACAAUAGCUCUAUGCUUCUAUUUAAGUCUCAAACAAAGUAUUUUUGCCUGUAUAUUCCUGCACACAUUCUGGGAGAAACAAUAUUGUGUGUGUGUGUGUUCAUAACAUUAAAUCUUAACAAAUAUUACCCUUUAGCUCAUUAAUUCAGCUUGGAUCUUUCGGGACAAAGAAAUGAAAGAAAAUCAAUUAUUUAUAAGUUUUCAAGGAGAGUUUUUUAGAGGUUGUCUAGAGCAGUGGUUCUCAACCUUUUAGACCCCAAGGCUCCCUGUGUCCAUGAAAAUAUUCUAGCCCCCCCCCCCCCCCCACCACACACACACACUCACAGAAGACAUGAUAACCUGUCAGCCUGUCAUCAUCAUGACUCUGUAUACACUCCGAUGCAGUUAGUCAAGCUGAUUCAUUUUACCCCCUGAAAGCAUAAAAGUGAUUUUUAAAAUGUGUCAUUGUAGUAAUAUAAAAGAUUUUCAAAACAAAAA